AUGGGUGGUGAUCUGUUCUCAAAACUCCUCUUGCUUGCUUGUCUGAGUGGCUGUUUCUUUUCCCUGGCUCGAUGUGAUGUACAUUACUACGACUUUGUUCUACGGGAGAAAAAUUUUACGAGGUUGUGUAGCACAAAAAGCAUGUUGGUAGUAAAUGAGAGUUUUCCAGGACCGGUAAUCCGUGUUCAUAAAGGGGAUACGGUGUUUGUUAAUGUUCGCAAUGAAGGAUAUUAUGGUUUUACAAUUCACUGGCAUGGAAUCAGCCAACCGAGAAAUCCAUGGUCAGAUGGUCCAGAGUAUAUCACACAAUGUCCAAUAGAACCAGGUUCAAAUUUUACGUACGAAGUCAUUCUCAGUACUGAGGAAGGAACUCUUUGGUGGCAUGCCCACAGUGACUGGACGAGAUCCAGUGUUCAUGGUGCCAUUGUUAUUUAUCCUAUUGAAGGAACGACUUAUCCUUAUCCAAAGCCCGAUGAUGAAGAGAUUCUCGUCCUCGGAUCUUGGUUUCUUGGAGACGUUAACGAGUUAGUUUACGAGGACCUCGAAAUCGGAGCAGACACCCCGGAGUCAGAUUCUUUUGUCAUCAAUGGCCAACCGGGAGACUUAUUACCAUGCUCUCAAGAAUCAACGUACCGUUGGGUGGUUGAUUAUGGGAAAACAUAUCUUGUCCGGAUAGUUAAUGCAGCCAUGAAUGCACAACUCUUCUUUGCAAUUGCUAACCACAGCCUCACAGUUGUCGGGAUGGAUGGGAACUACAUAAAACCCGUAGUAAGAGAUUAUUUAAUGAUUUGCUCCGGACAAACCAUGGACGUCUUGGUAACAACAAACCAAUCUUUGAGCCACUACUACGUUGCCAUAAGACAAUAUUUUGAUGACAUGCCACAAUAUCAAUUAUAUGAUAAAACAAAUGCUACAGCAAUUCUUAUGUACAAUGGCAACUAUACAGCACCCGAGUAUCCUAUCUUUCCUUCCAACCUUCCAUCCAACAUGGCCCUUACUGCUGCAAACAGAUUUUUGAAAGGCCUUAGGAGCUUAGCAAGCAAAGAUCACCCAGUAAACGUUCCACUAAACAUAACUACCAAAAUGUAUAUCACAAUUGCUAUGAACCAGUUUCUCUGUCCAAAUGCAUCAUGUUCUGGGGUAGAUGGAAAUAAGCUUGCUUCAAGCUUAAACAACAUAAGUUUUUUAAACCCAAGUACUGAUAUAUUGCUUGCCUAUUACAGGAACUUGAGUGGAGUUUACACCAUGGAUUUUCCAAACUGGCCGCCAGUUUUUUAUAACCAAUUCACUUAGAAGUUUUUGCCGGUCAAUACUACAAUACCGACGCCGGGGACCAAAGUCAAGAUUUUAAACUACAAUGAACAAGUGGAAAUAACUUUUCAAGAUACUAACGUAUUGAAUGCAUCAGCGACUCAUCCAAUGCACAUGCAUGGGUAUAACUUUUACGUGGUUGGAUCAGGUGUUGGCAAUUUCAAUAAUGAGACAGACCCAAAAACCUAUAACUUGGUCGAUCCACUUGAAGUGAAUACUAUAGGAGUCCCCAAGAAUGGAUGGGUUACCAUCAGAUUCAAAGCAAAUAAUCCUGGUGUAUGGUUUUGGCACUGCCAUUUGGAUCGACAUCUUACCUGGGGCAUGAGCACUGUAAUGAUAGUGAAGGAUGGCGGCACACCUGAGACGAGUAUGCGCCCGCCCCCUCCUAAUAUGCCCUCCUGUAAAGUACCCUACAAAAGUACUUGGAUUGAAGACUUUGGUGAUUCUGAUGAACAAGUUGAUAAGAAUUGAUAUGUUAUAUGAUAAUAUAUGACGUGGGUUGACAAUUAUCUAUUUUA
Messenger RNA from Corylus avellana, 1829 nucleotides. RefSeq names its product laccase-14-like. Gene Ontology annotation, cellular component: apoplast. Lineage: Eukaryota; Viridiplantae; Streptophyta; Magnoliopsida; Fagales; Betulaceae. The record is from RefSeq and is a predicted model, not a curated record. Gene Ontology annotation, biological process: lignin catabolic process. Gene Ontology annotation, molecular function: copper ion binding; hydroquinone:oxygen oxidoreductase activity.